AAGAACAAGUUAGCCUUAUUUUUGAACAAUGCAGCGAGCUCCAGUGAUGUCACAGAUGAAGACGAAGAGAACAUCCCUUCAACGUCUACAGCCACAAAAAAGAAGAUUCCAAAAAAACCAGCACCUGCUUGGAAUGAAGUGAAUCCAGAUAACAGUGAGAAACCUUCUCCGCCAAUGCUAGAAUUAAGUAACGAACAUGUACUUCAGUCUCCAGUUGACUACUUCAAAGAUUUUUUUGACAAUGACCUUUUAACUUUGAUUGCUACUCAGUCAAACUUGUAUAGUGUCCAAAAAAAUCCGAAUAAACCCUUGAAUACCUCAGAGAAGGAAGUAGAGCAGUUUAUAGGCAUUUGCAUCUACAUGAGCAUUUAUGGUCUACCUAGGAGUAGGAUGUAUUGGAAUGGAAAUACACGAGUAAAAAAGGUUGCACAUGUUAUGUCACGUAACAGAUGGGAGUAA
This is a messenger RNA of Homalodisca vitripennis (glassy-winged sharpshooter), 459 nucleotides long. RefSeq names its product piggyBac transposable element-derived protein 1-like. The transcript has 2 exons. The coding region runs from base 175 to 459 and encodes 94 amino acids. The record is from RefSeq and is a predicted model, not a curated record. NCBI's taxonomy places the organism in Eukaryota, Metazoa, Arthropoda, Insecta, Hemiptera, Cicadellidae.